This is a messenger RNA of Limanda limanda (common dab), 1602 nucleotides long. RefSeq names its product potassium voltage-gated channel, subfamily G, member 2 (gene kcng2). Gene Ontology annotation, biological process: potassium ion transmembrane transport; protein homooligomerization. The record is from RefSeq and is a predicted model, not a curated record. Gene Ontology annotation, molecular function: voltage-gated potassium channel activity. The transcript is spliced from 2 exons. Lineage: Eukaryota; Metazoa; Chordata; Actinopteri; Pleuronectiformes; Pleuronectidae. Bases 1 to 1602 code for a protein of 533 amino acids. Gene Ontology annotation, cellular component: membrane; voltage-gated potassium channel complex.
AUGUACCAGGAGGUGGCCUUCCUGGCAGGCAGCUCUGAGCACCAGUUCACCAGCUUCAGCUUCAAACAUGUAGAGAACCCACAGGAGGUCACCCCCAACAAGGGUGUGUUCUACAAGCGAGCCCAGCUCCUGCUCCACCCUCAGCCCCACCAACAGGGUGGAGAUGAUGGGGCAGCCAUUAUCAAUGUAGGGGGUAUCAAGUACCGGAUCCCCUGGUCAACGCUGGAAGAGUUUCCCUUAUCAAGGCUGGGGAAGCUGCGCAGCUGCAGCAACGAGGCCGAGAUCAUGGACGUGUGUGACGACUACGACUGCAGCUGCAAUGAGUAUUUCUUUGACCGAAGCCCGUCGGCCUUCCGCACCAUCGUCAGUUUCUUGGCGGCAGGAAAGCUGCGGCUCCUGAGGGAGAUGUGCGCCAUGUCCUUCCAGGAGGAACUGCUGUACUGGGGGGUGGAGGAGAAAGACCUGGACUGGUGCUGUCUCAGGAAGCUGCGGCUCAGGCAGGAGGAGGUCAAGGAGCAGCAGAGGCUGGAGGAGGAGGACACGGAGCUCACGUCACCGCAGUCCUGUGAGGAGAGCCAGCAGCCUCCAGGCUCAUGGGCUCAGGAAGAGACUCGUACGGAGGGGUGCAUGCACAGACUGAGGGACAUGGUGGAGAACCCCCACUCUGGCAUCCCAGGGAAGAUCUUCGCCUGUCUGUCAGUGAUAUUUGUAGCCAUCACUGCUGUGACCCUUUGUGUCAGCACCAUGCCUGACCUCAGGGAGGAGGAGGAGAGGGGUGAGUGCUCCCAGAGGUGCUAUAAUAUCUUCGUGCUGGAGACGGUGUGCGUGGCCUGGUUCUCCCUGGAGUUCCUGCUGAGAUUCAUUCAGGCGCCGAGCAAGUGUGGGUUCCUGCGCACGCCUCUAAACGUCAUCGACGUGGUGGCCAUCCUCCCCUACUACAUCACCCUCAUCGUGGACUCUCUGUCGGUGGGAGGCAAACCUGUGGGGUCAGGGAACAACUACCUGGAGAAGGUGGGCCUAGUCCUCAGAGUCCUGCGAGCUCUGCGGAUCUUUUACGUGAUGAGGUUGGCCCGACAUUCCUUGGGUUUGCAGACCCUUGGCCUGACAGUGAGGAGGUGUACACGCGAGUUUGGCCUGUUGCUGCUGUUCCUGUGCGUGGCCAUGGCCCUUUUCUCCCCACUGGUGUUCCUAGCCGAAAGCGAAUUGGGCGCCAAGCAGGAGUUCACCAGCAUCCCCGGGAGCUACUGGUGGGCCGUCAUCUCCAUGACCACGGUGGGCUACGGAGACAUGGUGCCCAGAAGCAUCCCUGGCCAGGUGGUGGCGCUCAGCAGCAUCCUCAGUGGCAUUCUCCUCAUGGCCUUCCCUGUCACGUCCAUCUUUCACACCUUUUCUCGCUCCUACAUAGAGCUGAAGGAGGAGCAGAACCGGGCAUCGAGGCAGAAGCCAGACUCACAGGACAGCACCAAGUCCCAGAACAGCGAGGACUCUCAGGAGACGGACAGCUACCACGGCAUCACGGAGGCCGCCGCCUCAUCCAUGCAGCGGAGAAAGUCCUUGGCUGCUCACAGGGCUGCUGAGAUCAGAGCACCUAUGAAAACUUAG